Molecule: messenger RNA, 1034 nt
Organism: Stegodyphus dumicola
Lineage: Eukaryota; Metazoa; Arthropoda; Arachnida; Araneae; Eresidae
Product: 2-Hydroxyacid oxidase 1-like
Molecular function (GO): oxidoreductase activity
Source: RefSeq, a predicted model, not a curated record
AUGGAUGACAACGUAAUUGAUGAUGAAGAACCACUUGAUGUUCCCGGGUGUGUUGAAAUUCACCGUGUGGCAGGAUUUGUGGAAAAUGUUUUAGUGAAUGUAACUGAAUCUUCAGCAAAUGGUGUAAAAAAAGAUUUUAGGAGGAUGGUUGCUAGAGGAUAUCUUGCUUUAUCUUCAGAAUUCUCAGAUGCAAAAAAGGGUGGAAGCGUCACUAAAGCGUCAGUUAAUCGUAUUCCUACUCUUAUCAGAACAUCUGGUAAUCAAUAUAUUGAACGGACCGAAAAUGGUAAACAAAGAAAUGUGCAUUCCUCUUCAUUGCCUUAUAGGGAAUAUAUUCUGCCAGAUAUAGCAGCAGUAGCAAUGUUUGAUCUAUUUUGCAAAUCUCUGAAAUAUUUGCCUGUUUUCUUUAUAUUAUCUGCAGGUUUUGAUUGGCUUGACGUCCCUUGUAAUGAAAAGUACCAACCUGAAAAUUGCGACAUUGACAUUAGCCGUAUUGAUCGCCUGCCGCUAGAUGUUUUAGACCGUUGCGGACCUGCUUUGCUUGAGCCAGAAGCUAGAAAUUAUUUCCUGGGAGUAUCAGGGAGGGGAAUUACAUACAAAGAAAACAUGGAAGCCUACAGAAGGGUAAAAAUUGUGCCGAAAGUGAUGCAAGGUGUAGCAAACACCGAAUUGGAAACGACCGUCUUUAGACGAACAUUAGAUUUUCCAAUAGGUCUUUCUCCGAUUGGCUUGCAGAGACUUGCACAUUAUUUUGGAGAAAUAGCUACUGCGGCAGGUGUUACGGAUUUAAGGACGGUUAUGAUUAUAAGCAGUUAUACCUCUAUUCCCAUUGAAGACCUGGAAGGAAUAAUCCAAGAUUCUAAAUCUCAGUAUUGGAUGCAGCUCUACAUGUUCAAGAAGAGAGAAAUAACUAGAGAUCUCAUCCAGAAAGCUGUUAAGGCUGGUGUUAGUGCUUUCGUCUUGACUGUAGAUACACCAGUUCUUCCUACUCUGACUUGCAAUGCUGGAAAAGGAUUGGAAGAUUUAGGGGUUAG